UUCAAUAUAAAUAAAACAAUUUAUAGCUCGUAUCUGUAGUUUUCAAUUCUAUUUUUCAUGUAUCUUUCUUUUCCAACAAUCCUUCUCUUAUUUUUGCAUCCAGUGGUAGCAAUGAUUCCUCAAGGUGUCACGAUUAAAGAACCAAAAUGCUGGUAUGUGGCAAACCCGGGACCCUGUGAUGAUUUUGUAAAAGUCUGGGGCUACGAUUAUAUGACCAAUCGCUGUAUUUUCUUCUAUUAUGGAGGCUGCGGUGGGAAUCCAAAUCGAUUUUAUACGAAAGAGGAGUGCUUGAACACCUGCCGAGUGCACAGACCUCCAAACCGGAAGAAAAGGGAAGGAGAUUUGAACGUAGAAGAGGAGGAGGAGUUUGAGGAGGAUAUUGACGACUGGGACAAAUGGGUAGAUUGGGACCAUUCGGAGCUAUGAGUAUACCAAUAGAAAGGGUAUGCAAAAGUCGCCAUGACCAAUACACUUUGGCUUCAAGUUAACUUUUGAUUCGUUGUGCAAACGCAUAAUUUCAGUUUGAAAGAAAGAACUUCCCGUCGA
This is a messenger RNA of Drosophila santomea, 546 nucleotides long. Its product is annotated as kunitz-type serine protease inhibitor textilinin-5. The coding region runs from base 58 to 426 and encodes 122 amino acids. Lineage: Eukaryota; Metazoa; Arthropoda; Insecta; Diptera; Drosophilidae. The record is from RefSeq and is a predicted model, not a curated record. Gene Ontology annotation, molecular function: serine-type endopeptidase inhibitor activity. The transcript is spliced from 2 exons.